CAAUCAUUAUCAAAAUUAUCGCCAAUGAAAUCUUGUCCAAUUGUUCCGUCACACUCAAAAAAAUCGAUUGAUCAUCCAUUAUUUGAUUCAACAACAAGUCUUUUAUUUCGACGUUCUUUAAAUUUUCCUAAAACUAAUAGUCCAUUUCUUCGUUCCUUUUUAUUCAGUUCUUCUUUAACAACCAAACAAGAAUAUUAUUCAACACGAGUAUCAAUGUGUGAUUCAGCUAUUGGAAGUGAGUGUGAUUCAUUAUCACCACGAAGUCUGUCUUCAUCAUAUUCGUCAUUUUCAUCAACUGAUUAUUCUGAUAUUGAUGAACAAGAUGAAUUAACCAAACAGCAAUCAAGUUGGUCGCCAUCGUCCGCUUCAACCAUUAUUUCAACUUACACUCCUUUCGUAAAUAUGAACGACACCAAAUCAAAAUCGUUAUUUAAAAUACUUACAUUACCAUUUCGUUUUCUACACAAAGUUGUCUUCCAAUCCCCGACUGUAUCUCCUAUUAGCAGUAGUAGUGACAAAACUUUUGAAGAAAUACCAAGUACAGUCUCUUCUUCUACAUCUUACUUGUUUGAUAUUUAUUAUGCUGGUGACAAUAAAUGGUUUGAUACGAACGUUUCAUCAUUGUUAGAAAAACAUAAUAUUACUUAUUUAAAACAAUUACGGUCACAAUUGCUAUCCGAUGUCUAUGAUAUUCAUGCACGUAAACAAUGUCGUCUUAUUUAUUAUGUUAUAACGUCAAAUGAACGUUUAUCCGAUAUAUGUACGGAAUUAGCAUUUUUAAUUGGUGAACAGAAAUUACAUGUUGUUAUUUGUUUACAAUAUAUGGAUGAUAAUGACCGAUUAGAUACACGUGAUAUUAAUCGAAGUAGAAAAUAUUUAGAAGAUUUAACAAGAAAAGAAGAUGUUCUUUUAUUUCAGUCAUUAGAACAAAGCUUGCAGCAUGUCUUGAAUUAUUUUAACAAAAAAUAA
This is a messenger RNA of Didymodactylos carnosus, 969 nucleotides long. Lineage: Eukaryota; Metazoa; Rotifera; Eurotatoria; Philodinida; Philodinidae. The record is from the annotation of a GenBank genome assembly.